This is a messenger RNA of Thamnophis sirtalis, 1926 nucleotides long. The record is from RefSeq and is a predicted model, not a curated record. NCBI's taxonomy places the organism in Eukaryota, Metazoa, Chordata, Lepidosauria, Squamata, Natricidae.
CGCCGCCGCUGCUCCUGCUGCCGGGGCGCGCCGCGUCCCCCGUUGGAAGCCAAGCCAGGCCAGGCCAGGCCAGCCGUCCCUCCUCCGCCCGCUCGCCCGCAGCCAUGUCCUCCGGCCAAGCCUACAACGAGGAGAAGGGCGGCUCGUCCAGCCUGGGGGAGCCGGAGUACGGGCACGAUCCGGCCAGCGGCGGGAUCUUCUCGUCGGAUUACAAAAGACAUGAUGAUCUCAAAGAGAUGCUGGACAGCAACAAGGAUUCCUUAAAACUGGAAGCGAUGAAGAGGAUUGUGGCGGUGAAGAAGCUGGUUUACGUCUACCUUGUCCGAUAUGCAGAAGAACAGCAAGAUUUGGCCUUAUUAUCGAUCUCAACUUUCCAGCGAGGACUCAAGGAUCCCAAUCAGCUGAUUCGAGCCAGCGCCCUACGGGUCCUCUCCAGCAUCCGUGUCCCCAUCAUUGUCCCCAUCAUGAUGUUGGCCAUCAAGGAGGCAGCCUCGGACAUGUCUCCGUAUGUGCGCAAAACCGCAGCUCACGCCAUUCCUAAGCUGUACAGAGGCAAAGGCAUCAGGACUAGAAACCAGGAGAUGUUGGUGGCUGGCAGCGUGGUGAUGGCAUUCGAGGAAGUCUGCCCUGAGCGCAUCGACCUGAUUCACAAGAAUUACCGCAAGUUGUGCAACCUGCUGAUCGACGUGGAGGAAUGGGGCCAGGUGGUCAUCAUUAACAUGCUGACCCGCUAUGCCCGCACCCAGUUCCUCAGCCCCAACCUGAACCGAGGUUCAAUAUGUAGUGCUUCAGAACGUGGCCACCAUGUCCAUCAAGCGUAGGGGAAUGUUUGAGCCCUACCUCAAAAGCUUCUACAUCCGAUCAACUGAUCCCACCCAGAUUAAGAUCCUCAAGCUGGAAGUUUUGACCAACCUGGCUAAUGAAACCAACAUUUCUACCAUUUUGCGGGAAUUUCAGACUUACAUCCGCAGCAUGGAUAAAGACUUUGUGGCAGCCACAAUUCAGGCCAUUGGCCGUUGCGCCACUAACAUCGGCCGAGUCCGGGAUACCUGUCUCAACGGACUUGUUCAGCUGCUCUCCAACCGAGAUGAACUGGUGGUGGCCGAGUCGGUGGUUGUCAUUAAGAAGCUUCUACAGAUGCAGCCAUCUCAACACAGUGAGAUCAUCAAGCAUAUGGCCAAGCUGACCGAUAACAUCCAGGUUCCCAUGGCCCGGGCCAGUAUCUUAUGGCUGAUUGGUGAAUACUGUGAGCAUGUGCCCAAGAUUGCCCCAGAUGUUCUGCGCAAAAUGGCCAAGUCCUUCACCAGCGAGGAGGACAUUGUGAAGCUGCAGGUCAUCAAUCUUGCAGCCAAACUUUAUCUGACCAACUCUAAGCAGAGUAAGCUGCUGACCCAGUACGUGCUGAAUUUGGCCAAGUACGACCAGAACUAUGACAUUCGGGAUCGUGCCCGUUUUAUCCGCCAGCUCAUCGUACCCACGGAGAAGAGCGGUGCCCUCAGCAAGUAUGCCAAGAAGCUUUUCCUGGCACAAAAGCCUGCUCCCAUUUUGGAGUCCUCUUUCAAAGAUCGUGACCACUUCCAGCUGGGCUCUCUUUCACACCUCCUCAAUGCCAAAGCGGUGGGCUACCAGGAGCUUCCUGAUUGGCCAAGUGAAGCUCCGGAUCCUUCUGUGCGCAACGUGGAGGAAGACUCCAUUGAUCCUAGAGGAAGCUACAUUGGGCUACUGGGUGGACCCAAAGAGGUCCCGGAAUGGACCAAGUGCACCAGCCGCGAGAAGAGGAAGGAGAAGGUGGAGAAACCCUUCUAUUCGGAUUCAGAGGGAGAAUCGGGAGCCACGGAAUCUGCUGACAGUGAUCUGCACAGCGAAAGGAAGCUGAAAUUGGAUUGGAACCAAGCCGUGGUUCCACUUAGUGACUGCUUCACUUAG